Molecule: messenger RNA, 1692 nt
Organism: Penicillium manginii
Lineage: Eukaryota; Fungi; Ascomycota; Eurotiomycetes; Eurotiales; Aspergillaceae
Product: C2 domain protein
Exons: 2
Coding region: 1-1692 (563 amino acids)
Biological process (GO): positive regulation of gene expression
Source: RefSeq, a predicted model, not a curated record
AUGCGACUCCCAUCCCCCCCAGCCCCACCAGGCUACACCCUCAAAUUCACCUUCCACCGCGGCAUCGACCUUCCCGUCGCCGACUUCGGCAGCUUCUCCUCAGACCCCUACGUCGCAGCGCAACUCUCCGUCGACCUCCCACGCCGCCACAAGCAAGACCCACCAAUCCGCUUCCGCACCCCUACAAUACGCAAAGAUAUGAAUCCUGUCUGGGAAUGUGAGUGGAUAGUCGCCAACGUGCCCGCCUCAGGUUUCCAACUCAAAGCGCUCGUCAUGGACGAAGAUCCCGCAGACCACGACGAUAAAUUGGGGAUCGCGUUCAUUGACGUGCCUCACAUUGAUGACGCCUGGCCUGGCUUUAAGGAGCAGUCCUUUAAGAUUAAGAAACGCUUUGGCAGUAAGCGCGUUUAUGUCUUUACAAAUGUUUCUGCCUUUGCGACGGGUCACCAUAAGGAGUCGUUUCUCAUUGCUAGUAUUGGUGUCUCGGGAGGACGCCUGCACUUUUCGCCGCUUAUUGGGCGUUUGGCUGGGACGAAGGAUCGUGUUGAGACGACCGAUGGGAGUGGGAAGGCUAUUAGUCGAUACAAGUAUGUUUGUCCAGCGCAGCGCGCAUCGCAUCGCAUCGCAUCGCCGCAGCCGACCUAUGCUAAUAUUUAUACUUCCUUUUCCUCCAGUUUCCAAGCCAUCCAAAUGCAACUGUCCGGACCAGUCCCGUCAGCCCUUUAUCACCGCUACGUCGAAUUCAGACCCUUCAUCGCAGGAAUGUUCCAAGCACAGAGUCUACGAGGAAGAAUCCUGCACAAAGCACUCCACCACCAACACCAGCGUAUCUAUAAUUUCGACCGCUCAACCCUGCACGGCGUCUUCGACGCACCCUGCGCGGAAUUCACGAAGAAGUUCCUCGAGUUCGUGAGUUAUGGGCAGGGCGGGCGCAUAUUCACGUACGUUAUUACGUUGGAUGGACAGUUGCGCUUUACGGAGACGGGCAAGGAGUUUGGCGUUGAUAUGUUGAGUAAACAUACGAUGCAUAGUGAUGUGUCGAUUUACAUUGCGUACUCCGGGGAAUUUUUUAUUCGGAGGCGUGUGCGGCGGCAUAGGUCGAGGUCGGCGUCGCGGUCGCGGUCGCCGCGUAUUGAGGGGGGUAUCGCUGUUGAUGAGGAGGAGGAGGAGCAGGAUGCCAGUGAUUCUCUUGAACAGCAUGACCAUGACCAUGAGAAUGUUUCCGUUGCGCAGGAUGUGUCGACUGAUCCGGACGAUUAUGAGCUAUUUAUCGAUAAUGAUAGCGGGACGUAUAGGCCUAACUCGGAACUUCUGCCGCAGCUGAAGAAGUGGCUGCAGAGGAAUUUCCCGGGGCUUCAUGUUUCGACGCUGGGCAGUCAGGAGGAUGCGGAGGUUAUGGGGCGGAUGAAGGAUGAGCAGCGGAGUUUUAAGAAGGAGCAUGGGUAUUUGAUUACGUAUUUGCAGCAGAGUUCUGCUUCUUCGUUGUCGAUUUCGAGCUCGGAUGAGGAUGAGCUUAAUGAGAGGAAUGCUGAGGCGAGCUCGAAUCCGAAUUCUAGGAGGGGGAUGUCGAGGAAGGUUCAUGAGAUGCGGGAUGUUAAGGGGCAGAUGAUGAGGUGGGUUGAGGCGGAUGGUCCUGAUAAGUCGAAGGGGAAGUAUGCUCGUGAGCGUGCGUUUUCGACGGGGAAUGCUUAG